Messenger RNA from Cannabis sativa, 1066 nucleotides. RefSeq names its product beta-carotene isomerase D27, chloroplastic. NCBI's taxonomy places the organism in Eukaryota, Viridiplantae, Streptophyta, Magnoliopsida, Rosales, Cannabaceae. The transcript is spliced from 6 exons. Gene Ontology annotation, molecular function: iron ion binding. The record is from RefSeq and is a predicted model, not a curated record. Bases 37 to 825 code for a protein of 262 amino acids.
UUCAUUGUUCACUAUUCACCAUACCCAUUUUCCAGUAUGGUGGUUGUUCUAAGCUUCCAACCCCUUCACUUUCAUUCCCCUCAGCUUCCCAAAACCAAAACCCAUUACGGCUUGGGAGUGGCGCGGUGUGGGAUAGCCGAGCCGUCGGGGAAGCCGGCUCCGUUCGGUGAGAAAACGAAAUACAAAGAUGGGUUGUUUGAGAAGGGUUUCAUGAGUCUGUUCGCUAGGAAAAUGGGUAAAUUCGCGGCUAAGGAGAAGAAAACAGAGAGAGAAUCAUCAAAAGGGUUUUGGGAUUAUGACUAUGAUUCUUUUGUUGAUGUUUCUAAGAGAGUAAUGCAAGGAAGGUCUCGUCUUCAACAACAGGAAGUUGUUCGUGAGGUUCUCUUGUCUAUGCUUCCACCUGGUGCACCUGCUCAGUUCAGGAAAUUAUUUCCACCAACCAAAUGGGCUGCAGAGUUCAAUGCAGCAUUGACUGUUCCUUUCUUUCAUUGGCUAGUUGGACCUUCUGAGGUUAUAGAAAUUGAAGUCAAUGGGGUGAAGCAAAAAAGUGGAGUACUUAUAAAGAAAUGCAGGUACUUGGAGAAUAGUGGAUGUGUUGGAAUGUGUGUGAAUAUGUGCAAAAUUCCAACCCAAGAUUUCUUCACUAAUGAAUUUGGCCUUCCAUUGACCAUGACACCAAAUUUUGAAGAUAUGAGUUGUGAGAUGGCUUAUGGUAAAGUUCCACCCCCAUUUGAGGAAGAUCCAGUGUCAAAACAGCCAUGUUUUUCUGAAAUAUGUUCAAUGGCUAAUCCCAGCUCUAGCAUUUGUCACAAGUUACAAGCAUGAGAAUAUAUCAUAUAUUAUUUAUAUAUACACACAUAAACUAUUUUUUGGUUGAAUCAUAAUACCAACACAAAAUAUAUCUUAACAAUAUGUACAUGUCAAUUAAAUAAGUCCAUGCAGUUUUAAAUUCUAUUAUUUUGUAUAUAUAGAGAAAUAUUAAAGAGCAUCUAUAGUGCCUAAUACAACACUAUUGGUGUAAUUUAAUAUCAAAUCUUAUUUAGUUUUAUAGAAAACUGUUAACUAA